Messenger RNA from Xyrichtys novacula (pearly razorfish), 3719 nucleotides. Lineage: Eukaryota; Metazoa; Chordata; Actinopteri; Labriformes; Labridae. The record is from the annotation of a GenBank genome assembly.
AUGACAUCCAGACAGAUGAAGACCUCUGAGUCCGCUCUGGUUCAUCUACUUCUGGGCAAACAGAGAUGUAACGUCACUUUCAUCGUGGAGAGUUCAGAGGGUAUGAGAGCAGCUCUGGGGUCAGUGAAGCGGCUGCUCAUCCAGACCCUGCUGAUGAAGGCUUCAUACAGAGACUCUCUGAUUAACAUAAUGUCAUACUCAGGAGAGGUGAGGAGGGCAAAGACUCAUCUAGACUAGACUCUGCAUUCAUCACAAGUAAUUUAAAGUUUGGGCUUUUAUACUGAAUAUCAGCAGUACUGUGAUAUCUUCUGCGACAGUAUUGAAUACAGCAGCACUCCCUCUGUUUCUGUAUUACUUAAAUAUACGGUUAUUUGGUUAUGGCUGGUAGUUGAAUGUUUGUAUAACUCUGAUACUAAAGCUGGUAAAAGUGGAGCUGAAUCUUCUUGGGUGACUAAAUGUUCCUUAUUACUCCACAGUUGACCUGCUGGUCUCAUCACAUGCUCCCCUGUUCUCCCGACACGGUCUACAUCUCUCUGUCCUGGAUUCACUCCAUCAGCUGCAGCCCCGGCAGAGACCUCCUUUCAGCCCUGAGUGUUGCCUUCAUGGACCCCAGCUGCCAUGCUGUCCACCUUCUCUGCACAGACCUUCCUGAUCAGCCCGAAGCCGUGCUAAGAGGUCUGCCCUCCCUGGCAGGUGGUCGUCCUGUGAAUGUUUUCUACCUGCUGGAAUCAGGUGCGCAGCUGGACAACCGAACUAUAGACUACCUGCAGUGUUUGACCCAGACCACCAGAGGGAGUUGUUACGUGAUUAUAGUUGGUUUGGAUGGAGCGCUGGAGAAGGUAUGGCUGCACUCACGCACUCAAAGUUGGGAAAAUCUGUUUUUCCAGUUCACUUAGUUGACAAGGUGUAAGUUAGGAAAUUUACUGCCACUAACUAAAGUGUCAAACGUUGUUUCUGCAGCUGCUCAGUUGACACCUUCCCCAUUGCACUGUAUUCAGGCAGUAAAAAGUACAAUCUAAAAAGUGUCUGUCUAAUCAGAGAUGAUCUUCCCUGCUUUUGUAGAUCAUAAAAAGGCAUUCAUGGGAAUUUCAGUCUAUUUUAAGAAUCUCAAAAAAAUCCUCAUAGGAGCUUUAACAUAACACAUUUUAACGGUAUAAGUUUGUAUUGACUUGUUGUUGAGGUCCCUGAGUGCAUGAAAGAGGUUUUUAAAUAAAGAGAGAAAUUUCAGCUGAAUAUUUGAAUUAAAACAACAAUAUCAUACAUGUUAAAAGUGUAAAAACAGUCAUAUAUAAAUGGCUGUCUGUUUCUCUGUGUGUAUAAACAUGUUUCCAGGUGGUUCCUCUGUGCGUUGUGGAAAAUCAGUCAUCAGUCUUCAUCCCACACAGCAGGUCAUCACCUCUGCCCAGGUCAGUUUCCAUGGUUACACUGCUCCUUUUUUUCUAAAUUCAAGAAAGUUUGAUGCUGUAGUGGAAAUAUUUCAUAGUUAACAUAUCCUUUAUCAUCACCUUUUUCCCCUUUACUCCUUAUACUGUUUCGAUCAUGCUUUUUUUAAAAUGAGGUUGCUUCAAUGGAAAAAUGUACAACUUAACAACCUUUUUGGUUUUAGAGACAAAAUAGACACAUCAGCUCAAAGGCAAAUAAGCUGUUUUUCUUAACUUCUAUUUGUCAUCCAGGUGGAUUCUGGGUAAUCCUUUCCCCCCUGGUGCUUGUUGUGUGCAGUCCAGUCAAACCCUGAGUGGUCCAGAGUUUUUCCCAGGGUGCCGAGUGCUGGCUAGGAGGGAGGUGGACGGUCUUUACUACCUGGGCACUUUGAUACAGCAAGUACAGGUUAAAAAAAUGGGGCACUAUUUAUCCACGCUGUUUGAGAGUAAUCAGUUUCAGAUUUUAACAAUAACUUGUUUCCCAUCUGUCGAACCUCAGGGCUGUGGGGGAGUUUGGAUCGUUGAGUUUGACCACCCAGGAAGCUCCACUUUGGGGGUCAGCCUCUCAAAGAGGCAGCUGGUCUGCUCCCUUGACAUGGUGAACCACACCAGAGCUCACACAGGUAGUCUGGUACCUGGUGAUACUGUCCUGUCACCAUGGGAACCAGAUCUGAAAAGACACGGGCCAGGGAGAGUGAUGGCAGCCACAGAGCGGAGAGAUGGUUUUGGAGGUCUGGAGUUAAGGCUGUAUUUAUUAAUUGACUGAUUUAAUGGGAUGCAGUGGUCUGAUGAUGGUCUCUAUUAUAUUACUGAAGUCAUUGAGAUCUAAAAUGAUGGACAAAUAUUUUUUAUUUGCUAUUUUUUAGUUUUAGUUUGAUUUUUUAAACAUUAAAUAUUGGACCUUAUCACUCAAAACUUGAUGCUCUUGUUUUUGCAGUUGAUGCUGUUUCCAGCCUGCGGGUCCUGAUGUGGAACGGCUCUGUGUCUCUGGUUCCUGGCACCCUGGUUUCACCUAUUUCACCCUCUCAUCACAACAGAAUAGUCCAGGAGCUCCAAAUCCAAAAGGCACAAGCUCCUGGUCAGUGCUGCAGCUGGAUCUGUGCUCGCAGUUCCUCCUACACUCCACGGCUCUGCUGCAGCUCCUGGUGUCAGUCCUGCUCUAGGGAGAGUGCGUUUCCAACCAGGUGUGGGUCCAGUUUGGGAAGAACAGAUGGACUCCAAAGGCCAGAGCAGGAUAAACAAAUGGACCAAAGUGAUACAGAUGUGAGGAAGAGUGACCCUGACGUGCUCUCCUCCUCUUCCUCUGUGUCUCUGUUUGGGAAUAAGAGCAAAGCAGUGAAUGUGAAGAGCAAACAGCAACGUCUUCCCUGGAGGUACUGGAGAAGAACUGGACCAGAACCACAACACAGACAGCCAGGUGGGAACCAUGAAUUCAAGCUAAUUAUUCAGUAUAUUACAACUUACUGAAUGUUUGUUGUUAUGAGUGACAAGAGAGGUUAGCAAAGUUACAUGUUGGAGUCUCCAGUAUGAGAGAUUUAUGGGAUUUAUCAGGAUCCUGGAUCCAAGAGCUUGUGCCGCAGUUUCUUUAAGCGUAGGUUGCUGGUGGAAAAUAGAAACUUGAAAAGCAGUUUGUGCACAAAGACAGAAAAUUGCUUCCUUUUCCAGCAGUUGCUUUUUGGGAGGUGAAAGGAGCAGCUUUUUGAGACUUGCAACAUCAAAAAAAAAAAAACUGUAUUCAUCCUAUACUGACAUCUGUGAAAACCCUCAUUGCAGCACCAUUCAGCCUCUAUCUAAAUCUAUUUAUUUUGGCUACUUUUCAAGUGAUAUAAAGUUAGGCGCAGCUUGUGAGUGUUACUUUUUACCCAGUGACAACUGAGGCACAAAUCCUGCACAAAAAGCUUCAUUCACCCCCCAAAAAUGUUGAUAGCUUAACUGCAGAACAGAUAUGAAAAACUGCAAUAAGAGAAAAAUAAGAUUAAUGUAACCAUCAUUCUGUGUUGAUCAGUCUGCUCAAGAAGCUGAAUAUUACACUUUUGUUUUUUACGUUCUGUGUCUCUGUCUAAAUCUGUAGGGGGUGCAGCGGCACCAAAGAGCACAUCACAGCCUGUGAGGUUCAGCUUCCCCGUCCCUCAGUCCAGCACCUCACCCAAUCACAGCUCUCUGUUUCAAUCACUUCCUGGUGUUAAAGGAACCAGAACGAACAUCAGGGAAGUUUUAGGAGCGACAAACUUUAAACCUCAACCACCAGCAGGACUGAGGCCGUUUUCUGCCAAUAAUGCUGCUUCUGUAUACGCCUAA